UGCAGCCACUGGGAGUUGAGGAUGCUGCUUCAGUUCCUGCUGCUGCCCAUGCUGGGGGCAGGGUCUCUGAAGAAGGCUCCUGAUUACCACGUUCAAGUUAAGGAGGUGGUGAGGGUGCAGGAGGACCUGUGUGUCUUUAUCCCCUGCACCUUCUCCUACCCCCAGGAUCGCUGGAUGGGGUCUACCCCAACUGACGGCUACUGGUUCAAAGAAGGGACCAACCAUAACGCUGAUGCUCUAGUGGCCACAAGCAAACCAAAUCAAGAGGUGCAAAGGAGGGUGCGUGGCCGAUUUGAGUUCCAUGGGAGGCCCCAGAACAAGGACUGCUCCCUGGUGAUCAGAAACAUCCGGAAGGAAGACACAGGAUCAUACUUCUUUCGGGUGGAGAGAGGGAGCUACAUAUGUUAUAACUUUAGGCACGCAUUCUCUCUGGAAGUGACAGGGGCUGCUGUCUCCUCCCGAGGAACCGGGCCCCACCCAUUCCCUGUCUCCACGCUCAACCUCGUGCUGAGACCCCAGGACCGUGACACCGACCUCACCUGCCAGGUGUCCUUCUCCACAGGGGGUGUGAGCACACAGACCACUGGUCUCAGCGUGGCCUAUGCCCCCAGAGACCUGGAUGUCAGCAUUUCUUGGGACAAUGGGACAGCCCUGAAGCCCCAGGACACCCUUCCACAUCUGCAAGCCCAGAAAGGCCAGUUCCUGCAGCUCCUCUGUGCUGCUGACAGCCAGCCCCCCGCCACCCUGCGCUGGGUCCUGGGGGACAGAGUCCUGUCUUCGUCCCAUCCCUGCGGCCCUAAAACCCUGAGGCUGGAGCUGCCCAGGGUGAAAGCUGGGGAUUCAGGGCGCUACACCUGCCUGGCAGAGAACAGGCUGGGUUCCCAGCACCGCAGCCUGGAGCUCUCUGUGCAGUAUCCUCCAGAGAACCUGACAGUGAUGGUUUCCCAAGCAAACAGGACAAGUAAGAAGUGGGGACAUAUGAGCCCAGGCCUCUCAGAUCCAAAUGUCCUGGAAAUCCUCAAGAAUGACACGUCCCUCCCGGUCCUGGAGGGCCAGAGCCUGCGCCUGGUCUGUGUCUCCCUCAGCAACCCCCCAGCCAGGCUGAACUGGGCCUGGGGGAGUCGGAUCCUGAGCCCACCCCAGCUCUCAGACCCGGGGGUCCUGGAGCUGCCUCGGGUACAAAUGGAGCACGAAGGAGAGUUCACCUGCCACGCUCAGCACCCUCUGGGCUCCCAGAGCAUCUCUCUGAGCCUCUCUGUGUACUGCAAAUCAGCCUCAUCCCACUUUUUCACGGGGAAAUCGGAGCCUGUGACAGAGGUAGCUCUGGUGGCCAUGGGGGAAUCUGCUGUGAAGAUCCUGCUUCUCUGCCUCUGUCUCAUCCUCCUCAGGGUGAGGUCCCACAGGAGGCAGGUGGCUCAGACAGCACUGGGUGUGGAGGACGCAGACACUGCCAUACCCUAAUCCCUCAGAUGCUUCCUCCUCUGGUUCCUACAUGGUGUGAAGGGCCACAUUUCCCUCCAUUGUUGGGGAAGGAGGUGCCAACCCCACAGCUGGACAGGAGGCCUGGCAGGGUCUCUCCCCUGCUGGACUCUGCUUGCAAGUUAUACAGAAAUGGCACAAACAAACAAACAAAAACCCCAUAAAAAACAGUAGAAAAGAUUCUCAACAUCAUUGUCAUUAAGUCACUAAGAAAAUACAAAUCAAGACUGUGAGAUACAACUUCACAUUCAUUUGGAGAGUUCUUUUUUUUAGGGACAGAGUCUCACUUUGUCACCCUCCAUAGAGUGCUGUGGCACCACAGCUCAAAGCAACCUCCAGCUCUUGGGCUUAGCAGAUUCUCUUGCCUCAGCCUCCCAGGUAGCUGGGACUACAGAUGCCCGCCACAACGCCCAGCUAUUUUUUUGUUGCAGUUUGGCCGGGGCUGGGUUUGAACCCACCACCCUCGGUAUAUGGGGCUGGCGCCCUACUCAUUGAGCCACAGGUGCCACCCCAUUUGGAGAGUUCUUAAAAGCAAAUCAAAACUAAACAAGAACAAAACAGGAAUGCUGGCUGGGCAUGGUGGCUCAUGUCUGUAAUCCCAACACUCUGGAUUGCUUGAGCUCAGGAGUUCGAGACCAGCCUGAGCAAGAGUGAGACCCCAUCUCUAAAAAAAUAGCCAGGUGUUGUGGUGGGCGCCUGUAGUCCCAGCUACUAAGGAGGCUAUGGCAAGAGAAUCACAUGAGAAUCACGUUAGCCCAAGAGUUUGAGGUUGCUGUGAGUUAUAACUCCAUGGCAGAGUGAGACUGUCUUAAAAACAAAACAAAACAAAUAAGCAGCCCCCCUCUCCAAAUGGGGGAUGCUGAUUGGUUCUGAGGAUAAGCAGAAAUCAGAGCCCUUUUGCACUACAUAUGAGAUAGUGCAACCAGGUGAAAGCCUUCGGUGUUUCCUCCAAUGUAGAAUUACCAUGUGACCCAGCUACUCUAUGCCUAGAUAUUUCCCUAAGGAAUGGGAAGGAAGGGCUUCCACAGGUCGGUGUGAAGCAGUGCUGGCAGCAGCAUUACUUGCCAUAGCCAAGAGGUGGGGACAGCCCAAGUGUCCCUUGACAGAUGGAUGGGGACAUAAAAAGUGCUACAUCCAUAAACUGUGCUAUUCUGAAGUCUUAAAAAGGAAUGGAUGGAAUUCAUUCGCAGCCCAGAUGGGCCUUGCAACAAUGUGCUAAGGGAAAGAAGCUGGACACAAAGAGACAAAGAGCCUUAUCGUUCUGCUUACGUGUCCUACCUAGAGUGGGCAGAUCCAUAGAGACGGACAGCAGAGUAGUGGACCAGAGGCUGGGGACAGGGCAGGCAUGGGCAGGGAUUGGGCAACUGGCAGAGAGUUUCUGUUUGGAAUGACAAGAAAGUUCUGGAAAGAGAGUAGCGAUGAUUGCACAACAUCAGGAAUGUGCUUAAUGGCUCUGAAUCGUACUUUAUAAAAUGUGAAAAAUGUCAAAUUAUAUGUUGUGUAUUUUACCAAAAUAAAAAAGAA
Nycticebus coucang (slow loris) is the source of this 3003-nucleotide messenger RNA. RefSeq names its product sialic acid binding Ig like lectin 16 (gene SIGLEC16). The transcript has 10 exons. NCBI's taxonomy places the organism in Eukaryota, Metazoa, Chordata, Mammalia, Primates, Lorisidae. Gene Ontology annotation, cellular component: plasma membrane. The record is from RefSeq and is a predicted model, not a curated record. Gene Ontology annotation, biological process: cell adhesion. The coding region runs from base 22 to 1461 and encodes 479 amino acids. Gene Ontology annotation, molecular function: sialic acid binding.